Elaeis guineensis (African oil palm) is the source of this 1193-nucleotide messenger RNA. Its product is annotated as 2-oxoglutarate-dependent dioxygenase 19-like. The record is from RefSeq and is a predicted model, not a curated record. NCBI's taxonomy places the organism in Eukaryota, Viridiplantae, Streptophyta, Magnoliopsida, Arecales, Arecaceae.
AUGGCAGCUCCACUCCACCUCCAUUCUUCUCAAGCCUCCCCCCUCCCAAACUCCAUCAAAGAGCUCUCAGACAGUGCUGGCCUUUCUUCUAUCCCUUUUCUCUAUGCCUCCCGAAGCUCCGAAGCACUUCUGACCGAUGUCGUGGAACAUGAAGUCCCAAUAAUCGAUUUCUCGCUACUGAAAAAAGGAACACCGGACCAACGUUCUCAAACGGUCCGGGACCUCGGCAAGGCCUGCGAAGAGUGGGGCUUCUUCAAGGUUGUGAACCAUGGUGUGCCAGAGAGGUUGAAAGACACCAUGGUUGAUGCAUUAGGAGGAUUUUUUGAUCUAACGGAGGAGGAAAAAGGGGAGUACACUAGGAAGCAUGUGAUGGAUCCAAUUCGGUGUGGCACUAGCUUCAAUUUAAACGUAGACAAGUUUAGGUUUUGGAGGGACUACCUCAAGGUAUUUGUGCAUCCAGUGUUCCAUUCUCCAGCAAAGCCCCACGGUUUCAGGGAAAUAUCGCAAGAGUACACUACAUGCAUGAGAGUGCUGGCCAUGGAUCUCCUCGCGGGAAUAUGGGAGAGCUUGGGACUAGAGGAGAGCAACCUGACCACGGCCUUGGACCUCCACUCUUGCUUCCAAAUCUUCAUUGGUAAUUACUACCCACCAUGCCCACAGCCAGAGCUAGCCAUGGGCCUCCCUCCCCACUCCGACCAUGGCCUCCUUACGAUCCUCCUCCAAAAUGGCGUAGAUGGCCUCCAAUUGAAGCACAAAGGCAACUGGGUCAAUGUCAAGCCCCACCCCAACUCUUUCCUUGUCAACACCGGUGAUCACAUGGAGAUUAUAAGCAAUGGAAAGUAUAAGAGCGUGGUGCACCGGGCAGUGGUAAAUAGCAAAAGCACGAGGAUAUCGAUCGCAAAUGCGAUAGGGCCAUCUCUGGACGCAGUUGUUGUGCCUGCCAUGGAGCUAGUGAGUGAUGGGGGCAGUUCAGUGGCUUAUCAUGGCAUGAGAUAUAGGGAGUUUAUUGAACAUCAGCAAGCUAACCCGCUCAAGGACAAGUCUGUUUUGGAUCGUAUAAGACUGUAGGGCAAGUAAUAUCUGGGACAAUUAAUGGUUAUGCUGUGCUUAUGGAUGUAUGGAAGACAUAUUUGGAGACUGUUGUUUAUGCCUUACUCUUUAGUAAGUUAAUUAACAUAUGCUAAAUGUCACAU